AUGAAUCGACUAAAAGCAGCUGGUCAAAGACAUUUUACAUUUGCAAGGCUCACAGGGACAGUACUAGACUCAGCACCAGGCGUCGUGUUGUUGAAAACCGAUACAUUGAAGUUUUGCGAUGAAAUUUACGAAAAUUUCCGCCUCGUCGGAAAUCGUGGGGAGGCAUCAAAUUUUCAGCUUGAAGAGAUCCACCAUGUCAAUUAUUUCUCCAAAGAACCACCACCUCCAGAAGGGUUCAGAAUCACAGUUACUGGCUUCGCUCAUGCAGUGCGUUUUUACGAUCGAAAAGUCGUCGAAACUUGCUAUGGAACAGAUGAAGACAUUAAAGUGGAGCACUCAAUGAAGAGACAUGAAAUUAAUGCUCAAACGAUGAUCCCUGCUCUUCCAGGUGCUGCUGACGAGAAUCACGUGCUCGUGCACAAGCUUCUUCACAGCGUCUACUUCAAUAAAGACUCUGAACUGGCCUCCGCUGGGUUAGCUAAAGUCAGCUCAAGAAAAAUGGGCACGCAAGUGUUUUUCACCGACUUUAUUUCCAAGAAAAAUCCUGAUGAAUUUCCAUAUUCCAAAGAAGCAUAUUCCCAGUACUUCGACACGACGAAAAAUCUAACGAAAUUUGUCCGGGACAUCUACGGAAGAGAUCGAAUAAAAGUCCAAACAAUCACGAAUCAGCCGACUUUGAACAACUUGGAGAAAGCUAGGCUAAGAUUUGUCGCUACUGGAGCAAUUGCGCAGCUGAGGACGAAGCCGGAUUAUGAUGAUUUGUACGAUCCGAUUCAUCAGAAUAGAAUCUUUGGCUUCAGUUUUCAUACGCUCGACCGAUCGAAAAAGCUAGAAUUGUAA
Molecule: messenger RNA, 840 nt
Organism: Oikopleura dioica
Lineage: Eukaryota; Metazoa; Chordata; Appendicularia; Copelata; Oikopleuridae
Source: the annotation of a GenBank genome assembly